GUAGGAGCGCUUGAGGCCGCGGGGGUGCCUGGGACCCACUUCGCCUCCUUUGGAGGCGAGUUACGGACCCCGGUCCUGUCCCUUCCCAGCGUGGGGUCCUGGGGGGUUUUGGGGCUUGCCUCUCGAAGAGGGGAGUGUAGAGAUGUGGGUCCCUAGGAGAUCCUGCCCCCAUGUGUGGUCCUUUUGCCGUGUGUGUGGGCCCUCAAGGUAGGUGGGCUGCAGGCUGCUGCAUGGUAGGGGCUGGGAGAGGCCUAGGCCGGAGCUGGCCCUUGGGGCUGGAGCAAGGCCUCUGCGCCAACCCAUCCCCCCAGCAAGGGGAGCGGGGGCGGGGGGCAUGCCUGAGCUCUUGGCCGGGUCAUUUACAGGAUGGGCUGUGGCCCUGGUUUCCAGUGAGUUAGACCAGCUGAGAAGUGAGUAAAAAUGAAACUGAACUUUGUUCGAUGGGAGGUGGAAGAACUGCUGGUAACGUGUGCAGAAGAGAUAAUCUAGUUACAGAUUAGCCCCAGUGCCUCCUCGUGUCCUGCUUUGCUCAGCAUGACUAUAUGCAAAUAAUCCCAGGUGUCCAAAGAUUAAUUAGCUUGUGAGUUUAAACUUCCGACACCCCUGGCUUGGGUGGAAGGGAGUUUUGGGAGGAGAAAUUCUCCUGGACAGUGUGUUUGGGUUAUAGCUAUUCUAAUGUAUUUUGCCUACUUCUUAUGAGUCCUAGAAUAGCCAUAGAAACUUGAACCCCAGCGCCUGGGCUUGGAUAAGCAGGUGUCCUCACUGCAGUGUGUCCUGGGAAUGGACUGGAAGUGAGAACUGACCAUUUUUACCUGGUUUUGUGUAACUCAGAAAUGAGCUGGUUUGGGUCUAGCCUGAGUUGUUGGGGUGGCGGGACUGAGCUCCUGGCCUCAGGGCUCAUGCUGGGACUGCUUUUGGCGCACCACACCACACCACAUCUGAUCCCACAUCAGGACGGUGCCUGGCGCAGAACGGUAGUGUCUGCAUCUUCUCCUGAGAUGGCAAGUGGUGAAAUGCCUCCUUUCUUGCAGGAGGCUGUUCCAGUUUUGAGUGUGGUGUUUUGGGUUUUUUUUAAUGCAAAGGGCUUCAGGUACUUCCUCAUGUCCUUAGCUGUGCUGAUGCUUAAGACUGUGGGUUCAGUUACCCUGGCCAAAUUUAUGGAUGGGCUUGUUGAACAAGCCAUGCUUGGGAGGAAUGUUCAGACCAACACAAGCUGGUGUUGGUAUCUGAGACUUCUGCAGGGACGGUUAUCUUCAUGUGUGCAGAAAAGGCACGGGCUUCAGGAAGGCUUCCUGUUAGUUUGAGCAACAAGCAAUGCCUUUCAGUUUCAUGAAGGCUUGUCUUGUUUGCUUAUUCAUGAGAGGGCACUGCAGGUCAAACUGGGGAAUUCUGUUGUUCCAGUCACUAAAACCCAAUUAAUAAAAAGGCGACAUGUCUGCCUGGCUGUAGGUGACUGUCCUUUGUUUUUGGCUUGAGGGGCAGGGCUUGUGUCAGGCUGCAAAAUUACUUCUGUACUGUGGCUCUGACGUGGUGAGGCUUUAAAGCCCUUGUGAGAUAGGGGAGUGUGACGUGCGCAGAGGCGGCAGCUGUGCCUGAGGUGGGGAGGAAGGAACUAGAAAUGGGUUAUGGGCUGUUUUUUGUCUGGUCCAGGCGAGUGUGAGCAGCAAAGCGCUCUGCAGAAGCAGGCAGGUACUUGCUUUCCAUCCCUGACACUUGGUAGUGACUCUUAACAGCUGUUGGACCUAGAGUGUGGGGGCUGCAUCUUCUCACUGGUUGCCUUGUGGGGUAUUUGGCGUUGUGUGCAUGCCUGCUUCUAAACCAACAUCUCUUGCAGGAAUGCUUCGGAAACUGGAAAUCCAGAAAGAGGAAGAUCUGCAGUCAGUGUGUGAAGUGGCUGCCCAUGUGUUCAGUGAUGGAGUAACAAACUGGGGUCGAGUGGUGACGCUCAUCUCGUUCGGUGCCUUUGUUGCGAAACACCUGAAAAGCAUAAACCAGGAGAGGUGCAUCAGCUCGCUGGCAGGGAUCAUCACAGAUGCACUUGUCUCAUCUAAGCGCGAGUGGCUAAUGAGCCAGGGAGGCUGGGAGGGCUUUGUUGACUUCUUUCGAGUCGAGGACCUAGAAGGCAGUAUCAGAAAUGUACUGAUGGCGUUUGCAGGUGUGGCUGGACUAGGAGCAAGCUUGGCGUACAUGAUCCGGAAAGUCACCAAGUGCUGGAUCCCUAACCUGGGAUGGCAGGGAACAGAGUUCUGCUCCUCCUGGGUGAGCUCAUGUCCAAGGCCAGCAUUGCUCCCUUCUAUGCCAGGGACGCUGCAGGAGACCUGGCAGGCACAUCCCAGGAGUGCUCAUUCCUUCUUCCUUUCCUCCUCUCAGCUCAAGCCCUUGUCCUUGCUGAUACGUACACCUACAGGAUCAGAAUGAGUGUCAAAGCCCUGGCUCCAGGCACAGCAACUGUGUCACCCUGACUGUCUCCUAUGACUGGCUGACCCUCUAGGUCCUGUUGUACAUGGUGUUCAAGGGGGAACUGCUACCCAUGCAGUGCUGGGAAUGGGAUGGCAGGGCACAUCUUCGGUGCGGUAUUACAGAGAUGGAGCUGGCAUCACUCUGCGAUACACCUCAGCAGAGCAGCAUUCCAUCUCCUGACCUGAGACCCACCACAGUGACAGGUAUCACUGCUCCUUUUCAUCGCUGAAAGGCAGUCUUGGGUUUUAUACAUUUCCACUGAAGGUAAAUUCCUGUAUCUUUGGGCUCUCCGUCUUCCCAGGGUCUCAUCUGGUGGGAGCUACAGGACAGAGAGGGUGAGGGGUUCUGUAUGAUGUCUGAGCUGGGUCUGUGCUACCAAUGCCAGUGCAGGAAACCUGGCACCUGCCCACCACCAGAAAAAGACGUGCCCGGUCACAACCCCCAGCCUGGCUCUAGGACACUCCCCACACCCAUCUUGGGGUCUCGGCCCUGCACAGCCUUGGUGGGGUGGGAAGAUUGUCCCUUCCUUCCUGCAUCUUUAGAGGUGAUGCAGCCCCAGAAGGUCCAUCCGACAAGAUGUGCCCCAUCUCCCCCCUUCCUCACACUGUCGCUCC
This is a messenger RNA of Haliaeetus leucocephalus (bald eagle), 3074 nucleotides long. RefSeq names its product myeloid cell leukemia 1 (gene MCL1). Lineage: Eukaryota; Metazoa; Chordata; Aves; Accipitriformes; Accipitridae. Gene Ontology annotation, molecular function: protein homodimerization activity; protein heterodimerization activity; channel activity. The transcript is spliced from 6 exons. Gene Ontology annotation, cellular component: mitochondrial outer membrane. Bases 1804 to 2418 code for a protein of 204 amino acids. Gene Ontology annotation, biological process: release of cytochrome c from mitochondria; mitochondrial fusion; intrinsic apoptotic signaling pathway in response to DNA damage. The record is from RefSeq and is a predicted model, not a curated record.